Molecule: messenger RNA, 1975 nt
Organism: Struthio camelus australis
Lineage: Eukaryota; Metazoa; Chordata; Aves; Struthioniformes; Struthionidae
Source: RefSeq, a predicted model, not a curated record
UGAACAAUGGGGAACACAAGCAGCGAGCGAGCUGGACUGGAGCGUCAUGGGCAUAAGGCAUCCCGAGGUGACAAUUCAGGAGGAGCCAUCAGUACAAAAGAGGGUGAUAGACCCAAAAUCUUAAUGGAUAGUCCUGAAGAUGCAGACUUAUUCCAUUCAGAGGAAAUGAAGGCUCCACUGGAGAAAGAAGAAUUCCUAGCCUGGCAACAAGAUCUGGAAGUGAGUGAUAAAACCCCCACUCAAGCUCGACCAACAGUCUUUCGCUGGACUGGAGGAGGGAAAGAAGUUUAUUUGUCUGGGACCUUCAACAACUGGAGUAAAAUUCCUCUGACAAGGAGUCACAAUAACUUUGUGGCAAUCCUGGACCUGCCAGAAGGAGAGCACCAAUAUAAGUUCUUUGUGGAUGGACAGUGGACACACGAUCCUUCAGAGCCAGUAGUAACCAGCCAGCUAGGUACUGUCAACAACAUCAUUCAGGUGAAGAAAACCGACUUUGAAGUAUUCGAUGCUUUGAUGGUGGACUCCCAAAAAUGUUCUGACAUGUCUGAGCUGUCGAGUUCACCCCCAGGACCAUACCACCAGGAACCCUAUGUUUGUAAGACAGAGGAGCGCUUCAAAUCUCCACCCAUUCUUCCCCCCCACCUGCUGCAAGUCAUCCUGAAUAAGGACACGGGCAUUUCUUGUGAUCCUGCUUUACUCCCUGAACCCAACCAUGUAAUGCUGAACCACCUUUACGCACUUUCUAUCAAGGAUGGAGUGAUGGUGCUUAGUGCUACACAUCGUUACAAGAAGAAAUAUGUGACUACUUUGCUGUACAAGCCAAUAUGAACAUUAUGGUAGUUUGUGACCAAGUGUUCUGGGCCAGUGCGGUCUCAGAAAAAAAAAUUUUUUUACUUAACCAAAAGUACUCCUGCUCUGUGCGGCAGCAAACAAACUCUGGUUUCACGUUGUUUCUGAGACUUCCAAGUUCUCCUGUGUUUGCCUUAUUCUUUAGUCCCACCUUGGAAGUUCUUGGAGAUGACAGCUAGACCAAUGGCAAAGUGUCAGUGCCAGUUGUCAGCUCAGUUAAAAACACUUAGAUUCACCUAUGUAAUCGAUUAGGCUGAAAAAUGUCAGGAUAGCAAUGGAUUCAAGACCUUCAGCAGUGGUGCAGACUAUAAGAAAUACAAAAACCAGCCCAAACUCUAGAAAGCUCAGGAUUCUUGUGGAAUCUGAGUUGAGCUCAACACUCAGCAAAAAGCACACCUAUUUCUGCUUUCAUAACUUACCGCGUGCAUCAAAUGCACAGUUAUUUUAGUAGCAAGUUCCAAACUUGCAUGGCUGAAAUAAGUGUGAAACUUGAUGUUUUGUAGCAGCCUUUCUAGGCAAAAUCAAUGUUACAAUCACCCACAAGUUCAUUUUUAUUUUACAGUAGACUGGGAUGCACUGUGUUUCUACUGUGGAUAGCACUGUAGCGUUUCUCUUUCUGAGAACUGAAAUACAGCUUUUCCCCUGUGGGAUUUCUGGUAAAGACUUUUUUUUAAUGGCUGGAUUUUUGUGUAAAUCAUAAAUGUGUCUUGCAGUAAUCUGAUUUUUGCAACCAGCUUCUCCUGCUGUCACUGAUAAGGGCUUCCUUAAGCUGGGACGGGUGGCUGUAAGGAAAACAAGGUAUCCAGUUUAGGGAUUAGUUCUUCAGUAACAGCCUCUGUCAGCUGACUUGAAGAUGACUGUAAGUUACUGUGCAGUAACCUGUAUCUUGGUGGCCAAACAUGCAGUUGCAGCAUGCUGGAAACAGGAGCGUUGCGCUCUUCUGUGCCCAGGGCUAGAGCCGGGCCCUUCCCUCCAGGCUGCAGCACUAGUGGCGGGUAUAAAAUCCCUGUAACCAGGGCUGUGGUGAUCUCUGCAACUUUUUCUUCUGUUCACAUUUUCUAAGUGAAUGGAGUAAUACCAGGUUGCCUGUCCUCAGUACUGCCAGCCUGUUUUAUCCCAAAACAAA